CGGGCUGCCCUGUUUAGCGACCGGACCCGAAACGGGGAAGUUGUCUUGUGUGGAGAGGUUAGUAGAUCUGCGCGCGCGUCACCAGAGUCGUUUCUCUUCGGAGUCUUAGGUGAUCGAGGGUGUGCCCAGGGGGCGGACUUGUUUGCGCCUCCCGUUCCCUCCCAAUUUCCAAACGUGUCACCCCGGCGCCGACGGCCCUGUGCAGGGGAAGCAGGAUGGAGUUCAAGCUGGAGGCUCACCGCAUCGUCAGCAUCUCUCUGGGCAAGAUCUACAACUCGCGGGUCCAGCGCGGCGGCAUCAAGCUGCAUAAGAACCUCCUGGUCUCGCUGGUGCUGCGCAGCGCCCGCCAAGUCUACCUGAGCGACCCGUGCCCCGGCCUCUACCUGGCCGGUCCCGCUGGGACCCCGGCACCGCCACCGCAGCAGCAGCCCGGGGAGCCGGCGGCCGGGCCACCCGCCGGCUGGGGAGAGCCGCCCCCGCCCGCCGCUCGUGCCUCUUGGCCGGAGACCGAGCCGCAGCCGGAGCGCUCCUCCGUCUCAGACGCGCCGCGGGUAGGGGACGAGGUGCCGGUGGCCACGGUGACUGGAGUCGGGGACGUUUUUCAGGGCGGAGAGGCGGACGCGACGGAAGCUGCUUGGAGCCGCGUGGAGGGGCCGCGCCAGGCGGCAGCCAGAGAAGCCGAGGGUACCGCCGGAGGCUGGGGCGUCUUUCCUGAGGUAUCUCGUGCCGCGCGCCGCCCCUGCGGCUGCCCCCUAGGCGGGGAGGACCCGCCGGGUACACCGGCCGCGACCCCCCGCGCUGCCUGCUGCUGCGCGCCGCGACCAGCCGAGGACGAGCCCCCCGCGCCGCCCGCGGUGUGCCCCAGGAAGCGCUGCGCGGCGGGGGUGGGCGGCGGCCCAGCGGGCUGCCCGGCGCCCGGCUCGACCCCGCUCAAGAAGCCCCGCCGGAACUUAGAGCAGCCGCCGAGUGGAGGAGAGGACGACGACGCGGAGGAGAUGGAGACCGGGAACGUGGCUAACCUCAUCAGCAUCUUCGGUUCCAGUUUCUCGGGACUCCUACGGAAAAGCCCCGGGGGCGGCAGGGAGGAAGAGGAGGGAGAGGAGAGCGGUCCGGAAGCCGCCGAGCCCGGGCAGAUCUGCUGCGAUAAGCCGGUGCUGAGAGACAUGAACCCCUGGAGCACAGCCAUCGUGGCUUUCUGAGCCCUUGGCCCCCCUGCGGGGAGGAGGUGGAGCAGCGGGCGUCCCCGAAGUGAGGGCCAGGCCCUUCCCGGCUGCGAGGACGCCCAGAGACCGCGGGCGCUGAGCGCGUUGGGCAGACUGGUUGCCUCUGGGCAUCGCAAACUGCCCCCGGGCGCAUCUGGCUUAUCUGGAGACCUGGGAGCUUGAGGCUCAUUGGAAGAGGACGAUCGUUAACUUUUGUGUUUGUGUAUGUCUGUGUAUGUAAGUUUGUCUUGUGGCAUUAAGACUAUUUUGCUCUUCUGGAAUGCACCACUCCUUCCCCAGGGUUUAAGAGAUUGGGGGCAGACAGGGACUUUCCUCUGCCGGCUGCGUGGAGAAGGAAGCGGCUAAAAGGUUUGGGUCGGGGAGUUCCCCAUUCGUUCUCCGGGGAGGGAGGGACUUUACACCCACCCCUCACCGGAAAGCUAGACCCGCUUCAGGGCCAGGAGUGGCGUUUCCGCACAGGAUUUCCUAAGACGAGAGGGAUUUAGCCAAGAGCACAGACUUGGAUUCCUUCUGUCCCUCCCCACCUUUCUCUCCCAAUGAAGAAACGUUUAUAUCCUGUGAUUACUCUAGGAAAGGGGCGUAUUAACGGUCCUUUGCUUCCCCGCAGGGGAGAAAAAGCUUGACGAACUUCACAGAAGAGUUCAAGCUUGGAAAUAAUGGAGUUUAUAGAGAAAAGAUAUAUUUUUAAAAGCUCUAGGUCAGAAGUACUACACAGUGCUUUUAAAAAGUGUUAAAUGAGAGUUUACAGACAGAAGCCCGAAGUGGAAAGACCUUAUGGUUUUGUAGAUAUGGUGACUCCAGUCUUUGUUGUAUAAAGGUUGGGGGAGCUGAUAAGGUUUUUGUACAGUAUUUUCUCCUUCGUUGUAUUGAUUUUUGUAUAAAAAUGUAACUUCUACGUGUCUAACACGUAUUAAAUAUUUUGAAGCAACGUAA
This is a messenger RNA of Pan troglodytes (chimpanzee), 2156 nucleotides long. RefSeq names its product immediate early response 5 (gene IER5). The record is from RefSeq and is a predicted model, not a curated record. NCBI's taxonomy places the organism in Eukaryota, Metazoa, Chordata, Mammalia, Primates, Hominidae. The transcript has a single exon. Bases 216 to 1199 code for a protein of 327 amino acids.